This is a messenger RNA of Aspergillus candidus, 1062 nucleotides long. It is a transcript of the gene tom40, whose product is annotated as TOM complex pore protein TOM40. Bases 1 to 1062 code for a protein of 353 amino acids. Gene Ontology annotation, molecular function: transmembrane protein transporter activity. The record is from RefSeq and is a predicted model, not a curated record. Gene Ontology annotation, biological process: protein import into mitochondrial matrix. Gene Ontology annotation, cellular component: mitochondrial outer membrane translocase complex; mitochondrial outer membrane. The transcript has 3 exons. Lineage: Eukaryota; Fungi; Ascomycota; Eurotiomycetes; Eurotiales; Aspergillaceae.
AUGGCCGACUAUUUAUCUCCUUUGACGGACAAUUCCGUCGCCGCCGCCGUGCAGGAUGCAUACAACCUAUUCUCGGAUCGGAGGGCCGCGCUCGGCCUGUCCAACCCAGGAACAUUGGAUAACAUCGCUAGGGAGGUGCAGAAGGAUGUUCUACUGUCCAACUUCAUGUUCUCGGGUCUCCGGGCAGACUUGACCAAGGUCUUUGGCAUGUCUCCGCUGUUCCGCGUGUCGCACGCCUUCUCCAUGGGCUCGUCCGGGAACUUGCCUCCGUAUGCAUUCUCGGCCAUGUAUGGAAGCCCGAAGGUCUUCAUGCAAGGUAACUUCGGAAGCGAUGGUGCUCUCGCCGCUGUUGGCAACUAUCGUUGGACUCCCAAGUUGGUCACCAAGACCAACACCCAGAUCAUGGCCGGCGCGAGCCAGGGUCUGAUGCAGAUCGACAACGACUACACUGGUGACGAUUUUUCGGCAUCGAUCAAGGCCUUCAACCCGUCUUGCCUGGAAGGUGGCCUCACUGGUAUCUUCGUGGGAAGCUACCUUCAGUCCAUCACCCCCAGCUUGGCUCUUGGUUUCGAGGCUAUCUGGCAGCGUCAGGGUAUGAACACUCGUCCGGAGACUGCUCUUUCCUACAGUGCGCGUUACAAGACCAGCGAUUGGAUCGCCAGUGCUCAGCUGCAGGCCCAGGGUGUCCUCUCUGCCUCCUACUGGCGGAAGCUUGGUGAACGCGUUGAGGCUGGUGUCGAUAUGAACCUCCAGUUUGCUCCUAACGCUGCCGCUGUCAUGAUGGGUGGACCUAGCAAGGAUGGCACUACUUCCAUCGGUGCUAAGUACGACUUCCGUGCUUCCACCUUCCGUGCCCAGGUCGACAGCGCCGGAAAGGUCAGCUGUCUCCUUGAGAAGCGGAUAGCGAUGCCCUUGGCUCUCACUUUUGCGGGCGAGAUUGAUCAGGCCAAGCAAACGGCGAAGCUCGGUCUCGCUGUCUCGCUUGAGAUCGCCGGUGAAGAAUUGAUGGAACAGCAGGACAAGCUCGAAGCCCAGGGCAACAUGAUCCCUCCUCCGUUCUAA